Molecule: messenger RNA, 2505 nt
Organism: Bacidia gigantensis
Lineage: Eukaryota; Fungi; Ascomycota; Lecanoromycetes; Lecanorales; Ramalinaceae
Exons: 2
Coding region: 1-2505 (834 amino acids)
Biological process (GO): rRNA processing
Cellular component (GO): nucleus
Source: RefSeq, a predicted model, not a curated record
AUGACUGACUCGUGGAGACCCUCGAGUUUCAUCCCACUCCGUUUGCUUACACACCGGCUUGCAAGUACACCUGAUUGGCAGCUCCCCCACGUCGUUCCGAUUUUGGCCGGAUACGUUAGGGAAUGUAGCACACCUAGGUCUGCCUUGCCUGAGGCUAGCACUCGAAACAAUGCCGAGGAAACAGUCCUGAUCCAUCAAUUCAAAACUCAAGUCUCGGCCUUCCUUCAAGGCAAAACCAACAACGGCAAGUUCACGGCGAUUGUGCUGAUCAAGACCCUGGUCGAAGCCGCCGGUCACGAUGUCUUGCAUGAGACGAUUCCGUGGGUACGGCAUCUACUUGUCUUGUUCAAGAGGCCAGGACCGAAGAGCACCAAGAAACUUACAAUUAUCACAUUAACUAGGAUAUUUCUACUCACCCAGGGACAAGCGACCCUUAUUCGAGAGCUGACAACACCUUCUCUGCCAGAUUUUAUUGCGGCUUGUAUAAGCCUGACCAAAGUUCCCGGUGUCAAUGUCUCAUAUUACGACGCUGGUGGAGGGUUGAUCAACACCGUCCUACAAGCUUUCGUGCAGCUCAUUUCGCAUCAUCCGGCCGUGUUUCGCCCAUUCUCACCACAGAUCCAGACUUUGGUGGGACCCCUCCUUGCACCAACUAUUCCAAAGGAUUUCUCUAGGCAUAACAAUGUUUUGAGCCAGUCAUCGCUAUCUGCCAAUGCUCGGCGCCUUUUUGUAUUACUCCAUUUGACGGCACCAAGGAAUGCAUGUGGAGAAGCAUGGACGUCCGCACUGCGCCAGACGAUGUUAUCUUUGCAUCGUACGGCAGACUUAGUCUUUCGUGCACUAGUUGAAGACGGACAGCAGGGGCGCGGCAAUUCUAGCAGUAGUCGAAAUGUGGCUUCGCUCAACCAGGAAGUAGCAGAUGAGAGUCCCGAACCUCUUCCACUUCUCGGGUGGGCUGGAAUCAAUGCAGGCAUAGCGCGGCUGAAUGGAUUGAUACUCCUAAUCCAAUCAUUUCUCUCCACAUCUACAUCCACAACCGUCAAUAUUCUCGUCAGUGAUAUUUUGGGUGUCUUAGAUCGGGUGACCUCAAUGACUGCGCCUCGCAGUGACAAAGACAGACGAGUAAGGACAGAGAUUAGCAGAGACGAACGUGAAAGCUUGUUCAUGUCGCUACCGAGUCUACACAUAUCGACAAUCAAUGCACUUUCUACUUUUGUUACUAGACUGCAACAUCAGUGCCUGCCAGUGGCGCAGACUAUCUUGACUCAGAUCCUCUGGAUCUUCCAAGAGGAGCAGUCUGAUCCCGAACUGCGACUGUCAAGCUACAAUGCCGUGGCCGAUGUGGUGUCUCUUCUCGGGGCAUCCAUUGCAAAAUCUAACUUCCAAGCUCUCUCUGGUCUACUUCAUUCGUGCUGCGAAGAUCUUCUCCCCCCAGCUCACUCAGAGGCGAAUGUGACGGUGCAAAACGGUGCGGGUGGCGCUUCUUUGAACCAAUCACAUCAAGGAUCGACGGUCGCGCCGAAUGGACUUCAUCAUAUAACCCAUACGUCUGCAAAAGUCCAGGAAGCUGCCGAAAACUUGGUGACUGCCGUGCUACGGAGAACGCCUGUUCAUUGGCUAGAUACACAAUUGCGUGCACAGAUCGACCGCACAAUAGUACUGGCAGGGUGCAAGAAUGCGAUGUUAGCGAGUACAAUUAAUCCAGCAACACAGAAUGGGAAAAAUGGAGCAAUUCUAAGUAUCCUACCGUUGGUUGCACAUCGAUUUCCAAUGUCUUCUCGUGUUGAUACAAUAAUUCACCCUCAAAUGCCUAUAAUCCACCACACUAGCGCAACAGGCAGCACUGAUUUCGAUGAGAUGUCUCAAGACAGUGAAGAACAUGAAGACGACUCAGGAACACAAAGAUCAAACUUCCCAGAUAUUCCAAUGAACUCUAAUGGCGACGUGCCUAGCUUAAGACAUGUUGAUACUCGUGAAUCCAGCCCUAAUAUUCUGCAGCCUAAUUCUGGAGAGAAUAUGCCAGCCGCUGCACCAUCAAUCGCGGAAGAUCCGGUUGCAGAAACACCCUUCAUUUCGUAUGUCACUGGGAAACGUGACCGGAGCAUGGAUGGGGACGCUAGCCUCGUCGAUAACAUGCAUGACUUCCCUCGGACUGAGGCUGCUAAGAGACAACGUCACCAUGGGUCAGAUCAUCUUCGAUCUCAACCCAAAGAAAAUCCUGAUACUAAUGGCAACACGACUGCUGACAUCAUGAAUUAUCAUGAAACUUCGAGAGUUACACAAAAAGACAUUUCGCUACCAGAAGAGCCUAGCAUAGCUGAAUCUCUUUCAAAGAUGCAAGAAAAUGCUCCGAGGGAUGACAUGAGUGAUAGUGACGAUAGCGAAAUCCCUCCUCUCGACACUGGAAUGGAACUCACCGAUGACGAGGGCGAGGAUGACGAGGAGUCCGGCGAAGAUGAUCAGCAGCAAGUCGAAGAGAAAAACAACAGCCUAGACGCGCCUUGA